AUGCGGUAUCCUCGGGCCGCCGAGGCUUCGGACCUGCAGUGUACAAAUAGGAGUGCUGUCAGAGACUCUUUCAUUUCCAUUUCAGAACUGCUGAUUUGGUUUGGUCGAGUAUCAACUCUGGUCUUCUCAACCACUAAGAUAUUUCCAGGAUUGCCUACUACACAGGAUUUUGGUGUUAUUCGGUGGUCCUCUGCAUUCAGUAAGUCCUGUGGUGGGUCUGUGAUGCGAGGCUGCGAGGCAGCAAGUUGUCUUUCUGUCCUUGGUGCGGACAGACACAGGGAGGGACUGACAUGCAUUUCCAUGGCAACCAGUGGCUGUAGCCCUUUCCCCAUGUGCUGGGACAGAGAAUAUGACAGACACCUAGCAGCGGCAGUGUCAGCGGGGAAAACCAUGGCGACAGCCUACCUGGAACCCAACCUGAACAAUGCCUUCCUAGAUGGUGCCAAAUCACGACUAAGCGCGGGGGGAUCGGACCGAACCAUGGCUGGCUCCGUGGACAGAGUUUUGAAAGUCUUCCAUCACUUUGAGAUUAACACUGACCACAGCUUCUGGUCCUCCAACAUCAGAUAUGGAGAUGCGACUGAUGUCAGGGGCAUCAUUCAGAAGAUUCUGGACAUCCACAAAGUGCGCUGGACUUUAUGUUUCGGCCUUCGUCUCAGUAACAGCCAAUCCAGAGACCAGGUGCACUGGCUCCACCCAGAUAUGGGCGUGUCCCACAUCCGAGAGAAAUAUGAACAAGCUCGACCAAACGAGGAGUGGAGGUAUGAGCUAAGGAUCCGGUAUCUACCAAAGGGCUUUGUGCAGCAGUUUACAGAGGACAAACCAACACUCAAUUACUUCUACCAGCAGGUGAGGAACGACUACAUGACACAGAUUGGAGAUCAGGUUGAACAAGACAUAGCUCUCAAGUUGGGCUGUCUAGAAAUCAGGCGAUUCUUUAAAGAGAUGAGAGGGAACGCUCUGGACAAGAAAUCCAACUAUGAACUACUAGAGAAAGAUGUUGGCCUGAGGCGUUUUUUCCCAAAAGAACUGUUGGACUCAGUUAAGGCAAAAACUCUGCGGAAGCUGAUUCAGCAGACCUUCAAACAGGUAGCCAAUCUUGACGACGAGCAGUGCAUCCUGAAGUUCCUGGAGAGUCUUGCGCCAAUCCAUCGCUAUGACAAGGAGUUCUUCAAAUGUGCGCUCGGGUCCAGCUGGGUGAUCCAGGUGGAGUUAGCCAUCGGCCCAGAAGAAGGCAUCAGCUACCUCACUGAUAAGGGCUCUACGCCCACACAUUUGGCAAACUUUAACCAAGUCCAGUCCAUCCAGUACUCAGCUAUGGAGGAGAAAGACAGGAAAGGCAUGCUACAGCUGAAUGUAGCCGGAGCUGCUGAGCCUCUUACGGUUACGACGGCAUCACUCACCAUGGCGGAAAACUUGGCUGACUUGAUCGACGGUUACUGUCGACUGGUCUCCAUGGAAACCCACUCUUUCAUCAUGAGAGUUCAGAAAGAGGGAGAGAGAGCUCUGCCUUCCAUCCCAAAGCUUUCUAACAAUGAGAAAAAGUUAGAAGCAGUUAGGAGUGGAGUACGAGCCAUCUCUGUCUCUGAGACAGAUGACUAUGCGGAGAUAGUUGAUGAAGAGGAUACGUACACCAUGCCCUCAACCCGGGACUAUGAGAUCCAGAGGGACAGGAUAGAGUUAGGGCGCUGCAUUGGAGAGGGUCAGUUUGGGGACGUUCACCAAGGAGUCUACAACUGUCCAGACAAACCAUCUCUGCCUGUGGCCAUUAAGACCUGUAAGAACUGUACCUCUGACAGCGUGAGAGAAAAGUUCCUCCAAGAAGCACUAACAAUGCGUCAGUUCGACCACCCUCAUAUUGUUAAGCUGAUAGGAGUGAUCACAGAAAACCCAGUGUGGAUCAUCAUGGAGCUGUGCACUCUUGGAGAGUUGCGGUCUUUUCUUCAGGUCAGGAAGGACAUUGCAGCACGCAAUGUGUUGGUCUCCUCUGUUGACUGUGUGAUGCUUGGAGACUUCGGUCUCUCCCGAUACAUGGAGGAUAGCUCUUACUACAAAGCUUCUAAAGGUAAACUCCCUAUUAAGUGGAUGGCACCUGAAUCGAUAAACUUCAGGAGAUUCACUUCAGCGAGCGAUGUGUGGAUGUUUGGUGUGUGUAUGUGGGAGAUCUUGAUGUAUGGCAUCAAGCCCUUCCAGGGCGUGAAGAACAAUGACGUGAUUGGCCGGAUAGAGAAUGGCGAACGACUUGCCAUGCCCCCCCAGUGUCCGCCCACCCUCUACAGCUUGAUGACCAAAUGUUGGUCGUACGACCCGAGCAAGAGACCCAGAUUCACUGAACUCAAAACACAACUCAGCACCAUACUGGAAGAAGAGAAGCUUCAACAGGAAGAGAGACUUCGAAUGGAGAUGAGGAGGCAGGUCACUGUCUCCUGGGACUCUGGGGGUUCUGAUGAAGCUCCGCCUAAACCAAGCAGACCAGGUUACCCCAGUCCCCGCUCCAGUGAAGGCUUCUUCACCAGCCCCCAGCACAACCACUUCCCGCCAACAGCUCACGGGGGUGUUGGAGGCAGCUACCCGGCCUCGGAUACAUGGAAUCAGCACAGACCCGAACACACUGCACUGUGGAGCCCAAAUGUAGAGGAAAGUGGAUGUGUGGGUCAGGUUCUGAUGGAGGAAAGGCUGAUGAUGCAGCAGCAGCAGAUGGAGGACGACCAGCGAUGGCUGGAGCAGGAGGAGAGCCUCAUGAAGGCCGAGCCCAGAAACAGCAGAGGCAGCAUCGACAGAGAGGACGGCAUUCUGCAGCCACCGAAGCCGCCUCGUCCUGGAGCUCCUGGUCACCUCGGUAACCUGGCCAGUCUCUGCCCUGUGGACAGCUACAACGAGGGGGUCAAGUUGCAGCCUCAAGAGAUCAGCCCGCCACCCACCGCCAACCUGGAUCGCUCCAACGACAAAGUGUAUGAGAACGUGACGGGACUGGUGAAAGCCGUGAUCGAGAUGUCCAAUAGGAUUCAGCCUGCUGCCCCCGACGAGUACGUCCCCAUGGUCAAGGAGGUGGGUCUGGCUCUGAGGACGCUCCUGGCAACAGUGGAUGAGACGAUUCCCGUGCUGCCAGCCAGCACACACCGAGAGAUUGAGAUGGCUCAGAAGCUGCUGAAUUCCGAUCUGGCAGAACUAAUAGCAAAGAUGAAACUGGCCCAACAGUACGUCAUGACGAGUUUACAAAAGGACUACAAGAAACAGAUGCUAAUGGCAGCUCACGCCCUGGCAGUGGAUGCCAAGAACCUGCUGGACGUCAUCGACCAAUCACGACUCAAGAUGAUCAACCAGCCUCACCCACAUUAGUCCCCGAUCCAAUGGAACUGCCACAGGUUUCUUGUCAUGAAACAUAAGAGGAUCGUCGGGGGAGAUGGAUGGAUUUGAGUCUGGACAUUAUGUUUGAUAUCUUCUCGGGAUAGAUGAAAACACGGAGCGUACGUAUGGACGUCGGACCCCCCUGACGGUAACAAUCAGCCCCUCUUCUCCUACCUGAAUGACUCAGUGCUUCCUCCCUCUGGUCAAUAUUGUACUUUCCACUAAAGAUUUAUUAUUGGCUCAUGUAUCCGGAGGAACACUGUUCAUGGUCAUCUUCUUAUUUUUUGAAAAUCAUUAUGCAUUUUUAAAUCUGAGGAAAGCCGAGCGAUAAAAGGAUUCAGAGCCUGACUUGAAGGACGGGACCCAUGAAUAAAACUCCAAAUGCAGGAACUGGAACUAAGCUGGAGGAGGAUAAUGAAGAUGAUUUCACAGCGUUGUUGUUUAAAACAUGUUUUUGUAUCUUUAUUAUAAUGUUUUCUGCCUCCACCCUUGCAGCAUGUCGGUCUUCCUCUUGAACUUUGAAUGAGCAACACUCAUUGAAAAUAUGCUCCCAAAUGUCAUAAUCACAUCUCAUUUUCCCCCUCUUUAGAAAUCUUUAUCUCAGGUGGCAUAACAUUUUAAAGAACAAAACCUUCUUUUUUAAUGGAGAAAAAUAUUUAAAAAAAUGCUGCAAGCCACUUUUUAGGUUAACCUGCAUAGUAAAUGUACAAAGAAGCUCUAUUUUUAACACGAUUUUGAGGCAUCGCAUUGCUAUUGAGCAGUGGAGAAAGAUGGAUGAGACACGGAGGGCUUUUUUUAAGUUCCACUGAGGAUGCCGAUUAUUGUACACAAUAGCUCUUCCUUUGCCAGAUAAACUGCAUGUAACUACAGAGAAACUUUUCAUUCCAAAUGUACCGAUAUUGUUCAAGUUUUCUCUACAAAAAAAACACAAUGUUGAUAUUGCCGUUUAUAGAAGCUGUAGAUAUUGACCCAUCGAUGUGGACUUUUGUGUCAGGCUGUAUCCUGUCCGAUUUCUGACAGUCACACAUACAGUCAACUUGCCAUAAAAACACUCAAACCAUUUUUUCAAAUUACUUUUACAGGCUGGUUGGUGGUUGUAAAAAGACACGUGUCUUGAUUAAGUGGAUUAUUUAAUAAUGAUUAUCCAAUUAUGUCCUAUUGUCCCCCCCUUACCUUUAUGCCGCUCUUCACUGGAGUUAUUUAUAUUUUUGCUGCUUGUUUUCCACUUUUCUGGCACCUUGCAUCUCUCCCUCUGUCAUCCAUGCUUGCCUUUAUCUCCGUCUUCCUCUCCUGCCUCGCUGGUUUCUCGUGCUGCUCCCCCCCCCCUCUGGUGAGCAGUAUUCUCAGGAAGGAGACACAUGUACAGUUGCUAAACCAAGCAAAUAAAACACUGUUAUUAAUGAAAACCA
Menidia menidia (Atlantic silverside) is the source of this 4757-nucleotide messenger RNA. The record is from the annotation of a GenBank genome assembly. Lineage: Eukaryota; Metazoa; Chordata; Actinopteri; Atheriniformes; Atherinopsidae.